Drosophila albomicans is the source of this 1296-nucleotide messenger RNA. RefSeq lists its product as uncharacterized. Bases 1 to 1296 code for a protein of 431 amino acids. The transcript has a single exon. The record is from RefSeq and is a predicted model, not a curated record. Lineage: Eukaryota; Metazoa; Arthropoda; Insecta; Diptera; Drosophilidae.
AUGGCAUAUAUCCUGAUCGAGUACUCAAUGAUGAUCCAAAGAGUUUCCGGAAAUGGCAAUUUCAUUACAAAACGGAAUACUGUUCGACAGAACUAUAAUGAGAUUACUAAAAACGCUCUAACUACUCUCAAAGAAGUGACGGAAAAAGCUGAUCGUCUUCUAUGGCGUUGCGAACCCUCGCCACAUAUACAGAACAUUACCUACGACGAGGUUACGCGCCUGCUUCAAGGAUACAUUGAGAAUGAAGUGGAUCUAAACACCGAUGGGUCGUGUAGUCGGACAUGCGCUGAUUAUCAUAACACAACCAGCAAAAGUUGCUCCGAUGAAAAGUUUUGCGCUCAACAGCCCAAAUGUUCGGGUCGGAUUCACGACUGCCAAUUUAUAGACUCGGUUCUGUCUGUAUGCCAAUCACCAGAAAACAGCACUCGUCGCUAUGAGUAUAUUGAAUACGGUGAAUCGAAGAGUUUGGGAAAGAACGAAAAGUGUUGGCGGGACGUCAAUAAAGUAAAGAGCUGGAAAAAAUUUUUGUCCAUCGAUUGCAGCUAUUGCUUCUGUCUCUGUGAUGAACAAAGCCCAAAGUCAGAUCGCUACUUCAAUCUUCGAGAAACAUUAUCGGAUGUCAAUGCAAACAAAGUGGUGACUGGAGUGCGGUUUGUGAAGAGGAAUCGUAUAUUCCAUUUGCAAAUCCAGCAGGGAGUACUCUUGCCUCGUGGUCUCAUCAACGAAUCAACUGUGGAGUGGAAACCAGUCGAUAACUAUGAAAUCGGUGAUUCCAGUGUUAAGGAGGGAGUCGACUAUCACACAUUAACUUACCAAAAUCGAUCAUUAGAUCUGGAUGAAGUAACGAAACCAGAUGAUACAACUUUUGUGGUGACCGGUGUGCGAUUCCAGGUUUUGGAUGGACAUCUGAAUCUGAAAGUGCAUUUCAGCCAAUGGGAUUUUGUAAAAGGCAAAUUAAUCGACCCGGAGGUAAAUAGCAUUUGGCAGUCGAAUGAUAAUGUUUACAACAGAAAACAGGUGAACAUUGACAAUCUACAUUUGGCGAGAUGGCAGUGGUCGGAUCCGCGAUAUUCAAGAAAUAACCAAUAUCUAGAAUUUACCAACUCGGGAGUGUUGGACGAUGCAUCACAAAAGACAAUUCCGUUGAUUGAUAUACAGGAUGUUGAGUUCAAGCCGCCAGUGCCUUUAGGCGGCAUCGGCAUAUACUAUAUGGCUAAAAGCGACUUUCGGGGCUACGUGGGUCCCAGUAUCAUCAGUUCUAACCUUUCCCCCCACCUUUCGUUGAUUACUAAUUGA